CGCUGCCGCGCUCGCUGCUUGCUCGUCUCGUCCGCCGCCGGCCCGGCCCGGCCGCUGCCCCGCCAUGAGCGACAAGGGCGAGCUGGACCUCACCGGGGCCAAGCAGAACACGGGCAUGUGGCUGGUGAAGGUCCCCAAGUACUUGUCACAACAAUGGAGUAAAGCUUCAGGAAGAGGUGAAGUGGGAAAACUAAGGAUUGUCAAAAAUCAAGGAAGAACAGAGGUGUCAUUUACUUUGAAUGAAGAGCUUGCAAGCAUCAAUGAUAUUGGAGGAAAGCCUGCUUCAGUCAGUGCACCCAGGGAACAUCCAUUUCUUCUGCAAAGUGUGGGAGGACAGACCUUAACAGUGUUCACAGAAACUUCAGUAGAAAACCAAUCAGAAGAAAAAUCAGAGAGUGGCAGUGCUGAUAAACUUGCCCUGGAAGGAAUAGUGGUGCAACGUGCCGAAUGCAGACCUGCAGCUAGUGAAAAUUAUAUGAAGCUGAAAAGAUUACAGAUAGAAGAAUCUUCUAAACCUGUGAGGUUAUCACAGCAGCUGGACAAAGCUGUAACCACAAACUAUAAACCAGUGGCUAAUCAUCAGUAUAAUAUUGAAUAUGAGAAGAAGAAGAAAGAAGAUGGAAAACGAGCUCGAGCUGAUAAACAACAAGUGUUGGACAUGCUUUUUUCAGCCUUUGAGAAACAUCAGUAUUACAAUAUUAAAGACCUGGUGGACAUAACCAAACAGCCAGUGAUAUACUUGAAAGAAAUUUUGAGAGAAAUAGGCAUCUACAAUGUGAAGGGGACCCACAAAAACACAUGGGAGCUGAAGCCGGAAUACAGACAUUACCAAGGAGAGGAAAAGAGUGAUUAACAGAAAUAUUUAUGAUGUAAGAGAGAUUGCACUGAGGAAGCUGUGGUGUUUACAGACAGGACUGAGCACAGUGCAAUUCUGUAAGGAUAAAGAUAAAUUAAAGCAGCUGAUACUUUGUAAUUUUCUGUAGCCUUUUUUCCCCAAGGAAUAUUUCUUGUAUGUUUCUAUAUAUGCUUUGUCUUUUGACAGGAAAAGUUUAUAGAUUAAACUUGUAUUAGAGGUAUCUUUAUUAGAAAUCUUUUGAGUUCUCCUCUUACCUUUUCUUGGUAGUUUUGUGGCUUUUCCAAGCCUCGGUAACUUUGAUGGAAAAUGUGUCUUAGAGGAACCCAUAACUUUGUGGGUUUGCAUUCCAGUGUAAGCAGGUUAAUAACCUUGGUUCUCCUGGGGUCUGUCAGGGCUUCAUCUGGAAGCCUGCAAAUGUGCAUAACCCUUUGUGCAGUGUUUGUGUGGAAUGGACAGGAUGCUCCUCUUGGUAUCAGGCUUUGGGGAAAAACAGCCACAACCAUGGUGCUCAUCACAAUCCUUAGACUCCCUGGGAACAAACCAAUGCAGUUAAAAACCCAUAAAAUCUGUGGGAAGAUGUCAGUCCCCUCCAUGUGAUUACUGAGAAAAAAAAAAUGAAACAGAAAUGUCUGUAAGGUACAGCAAGGAAUAGUUUUAUCUUUUGUUUGAUUUUUAUGCUGUUACCAUACUGUUUAAGUAUAUCAAUAAAAAUA
Messenger RNA from Pseudopodoces humilis (Tibetan ground-tit), 1569 nucleotides. RefSeq names its product general transcription factor IIF subunit 2 (gene GTF2F2). Gene Ontology annotation, biological process: transcription initiation at RNA polymerase II promoter; transcription by RNA polymerase II. The record is from RefSeq and is a predicted model, not a curated record. Gene Ontology annotation, cellular component: transcription factor TFIIF complex. Lineage: Eukaryota; Metazoa; Chordata; Aves; Passeriformes; Paridae.